CGUUUUAGACGAUCGCCAUUAUUCUACAGAAGUACAUGUAGGGAUGAGUGAUUCAAGUGACAAUGAGUCGUGGGAGUACAGUGUGGCAGAAGAAGACGUGGAGUGUGACGUAUGUAAGGUAGAAGACGUGGAAAUGCAGUGUGAGACCUGCCUCGUUAACAUGUGUAAGAAAUGUGUCCAGAAACAUCUCGAGUCAAAGGAGGACGAAAAACACAGCAUCUCCAGAUUUCCCGGCUUCCUCCACCAAUACCCAGCAUGCGCCUCUCACGACAACAGGAGGUGUGAGCUGUAUUGUAAAGACUGUGACGAUCCUAUCUGCGUCACGUGUAUUACGUCAGAGAAACACCGCGGUCAUGAUUUACAAGACGUCCUGGAAACGUUUCUGGAAAGAGAAAAAUCAUUUUAAAGAGAAAGCUCUUUCGUUUGAAAGGUUUUAUACCAAUUACAACUUUAGUAAAGUGCAAACUAGAGACUAUAUUUUUAUGUAUAUUGUUGAAGUAUUAAAGCUUUGUAGAUGCUAUGAUGUGCUUUCCACAGAUAUGCAAUACCCAAUUUUAGUCAAAGUAACAUAUUUUUUGCGCAAGAAUUGAAGUAACAGUUUAUCAUUGAGUCAAAUGCUGACUGACAUUUUUCAUACUUAUUGUUAGUCCAUGUUUAUACAUUGAAUUGAAGACGUAUUUUCCCGUUAUUUCUCGAUCAUGACAAGGAGCACACAGCGGAUGUGGCCGGUCAGCAGGGGAUGCUCACUCCUCCAUGGCACCUGAUCCCACUUCUGAUGUUUUGGAAGUCAGUGUUUGCUCUGCUUCUAUUUUGCAUCGUUUUAUAGACUUUUGAUCUUGAAUACUGUUGUUUAUAUUCUUGCGUUUCA
Messenger RNA from Saccostrea cuccullata (small rock oyster), 868 nucleotides. RefSeq names its product E3 ubiquitin-protein ligase TRIM45-like. The transcript has 2 exons. Bases 44 to 406 code for a protein of 120 amino acids. Gene Ontology annotation, molecular function: zinc ion binding. The record is from RefSeq and is a predicted model, not a curated record. Lineage: Eukaryota; Metazoa; Mollusca; Bivalvia; Ostreida; Ostreidae.